AUGUUCUACGCUACUGCGUCUCCUCUGAGUCCCGUCGAUCUGGAGCCUUUCUAUGCAACCGUCCGUCCUUCCUUACUCUCUUCUACCAUGCCAGCCAGCUUUGCCUUCCCGCCGAUGCCAUCAGUAACAGCAACAUCUGCCACAACUAUUGCCAGCUUAACGACUAGUCCUCCGGUAGGCUCUACAGCUACAGCUUCCAUUGCAUCUGCAGCUGCCCCUUUCUCCGGCUUUCGUCAUCCGUCAAGUCAGACAAUCAGAGACCAAUUUUUUGUCGCUACUUGUUCAGGCAUAGGGGCUGCUGGCUCUUUCCUCGGCCCUGCUUCUUCAUAUUACUUUUCCACCACUGUAUCCGAGCCCUCCAAAACGACAGGCCCAACGAAUAUAGGAAUGAUGCACCAUUCAGAAGCUGCCACCACUUUGACGUCGUCCUCAUCGGUAUCUGGAAGUCCGGUGGUCCUUGAUACGCCUGAUCACACCUGUGUUACUGGCUUGGCGGACGAAUUAUCGGGUUUAUCUCUAGUUGGUCUUGGUGGGACAGGCUCUGGAUUUGGAUCAGGGUGUGGCUCUGGAUCUGCCUCUGGCGAAUGCAGCCUUGUUCCAGGGGGCUCAAUUGCUGCUGGCACAAGUGGUUUGGAAAUUAACGCAACUGGCCUUCUACAACGACUGGACUCGGCUUCUUCACUUUUGGAGAUGACUAGUGGGGAGGCAUGGAAAUAA
Messenger RNA from Protopolystoma xenopodis, 717 nucleotides. The record is from the annotation of a GenBank genome assembly. Lineage: Eukaryota; Metazoa; Platyhelminthes; Monogenea; Polystomatidea; Polystomatidae.